Nilaparvata lugens (brown planthopper) is the source of this 10710-nucleotide messenger RNA. RefSeq lists its product as uncharacterized. The transcript is spliced from 11 exons. Gene Ontology annotation, molecular function: protein serine/threonine kinase activity; ATP binding. Gene Ontology annotation, biological process: protein phosphorylation; actin cytoskeleton organization. NCBI's taxonomy places the organism in Eukaryota, Metazoa, Arthropoda, Insecta, Hemiptera, Delphacidae. Bases 1009 to 4932 code for a protein of 1307 amino acids. Gene Ontology annotation, cellular component: cytoplasm; nucleus. The record is from RefSeq and is a predicted model, not a curated record.
AGUUGCAAGAUGGCGAUUUGGUGAAUGUUAUUGGUUAGUAGAAAGUUUCUAAAUAGUAAUGGAAAUGUUGAGCUGUAGUAAAUGUCUUGUCAAUUAUGAAGUAGUGCUAUUUAGUGAAAAUUUUGUGUUCCAUGGAUAGAUAAAGUGAGAAAACUCUAUAGGUGUGUGUGUUUGAAAAGUAAGCUAAAUUUUAAAAUAGUGUUUGCUGCUUGUUUUGCUGAUCCAGAUGAAAAUUCUCUGUACAAUCGUCGACUAGCUUGAAUCUGAUUUGCUCAUAAUGACGUUUUUCCAUUUAUCACCGUUUAAUUCAAUAUAAUGAACUCAUCGGUUAGUUCCAAGCGUUUCUACGAAUGAUAUCAAUUUAGUGUUUCAAAAAACUAGGGAGUUCUAGUUCGGUUUGUGCUAUUGAGUUUCAAAUGAGAGUGAGAGUUGUAUCAAUCAAUUUACCAUCAAAAGAGACAACGUCUGAGAGAAAAUUAUUUUUGUUCAAGUUUUGCCAACCUACGAUCUAAUUAACCAUUAAUUAUUGAUCCGCCGUUGCGAAAUUGCCUAAAUCAACUAGAAUAAUCUGAAAUAUUGUGUGUGAUAGCUUCAAUUGAUUUUGGCGUAACAUACAUGAUUUGGGUAACUGAAUACCCUCUGUGUGAAUGGUACUAUUGAUCAUUGUUUCACACAUUUGAGCCCGGCAACUAAGUAAUCACCUAUUGCUUAACGUUCUCGUUUAUUACUGCAUUAUACAUUUUUUCGGUCAACUAAAUAGUUAUCCCCUGAGUAAACGGUUCUGUGAACAGUGUAGGUGGUUAUUGUGUAACACUGGGCCCGGCACCUCCUGUUUGACCGGUAUCUUUUAUUACUGUGUUGUCAUCGAAAUAGUUGUCAUCGGUGUGAACGGUAUCAUAGUUCGCUGUUUAACACAUUUUUGUCGGGCAACUAAAAAAUCGGCGAGUUUGUAAACGGCGCCAUCUAAAUGUGUGCUGCACAAAGGAUGCGUUUACGUGUGAAACGGUAAUGUUGCGCGACAGUGGGUACAGUGAGGAGCAGGGGGGCUCAUGCGGCGGAGGGGCCCUGAAACUCCCUCCGAUGGCAGCCGACGACCUCCGGGAGGCUUCCCUCGGCGAGGAUCCUCCUUCGAACCGCGACUCGCGGGUGACGGGACCCUCGUGCCUCGCGCUGCGUCAUGCUGUUUCCGGGUUGCAUCGGCUGGACGACUUCAAUCGCGAGAAAAUCGGCUCAGGAUUCUUCUCUGAGGUCUUCAAGGUUACUCACCGAGUGACAGGGCAAGUGAUGGUGUUGAAGAUGAACCUCCUGCGCUCCAAUCGACCCAACAUGCUCAAAGAGGUCCAGCUCAUGAACCAGCUCUGUCACGCCAAUGUACUGGGGUUUAUGGGUGCUUGUGUCCAUGAGGGUCAACUACAUGCAUUGACUGAGUAUAUCAAUGGAGGGAGUUUGGAGCAGUUGAUUCAGAUGACGUCGGUUGAACUGAGCUACAGGGUGCGCGAGAAGCUGGCACUGGACAUAGCACGGGGCAUGGAGUACCUCCAUUCCAGGGACGUCUUCCACAGGGACCUCACUUCCAAGAAUGUACUGAUCAAAAAGAAUGAAGUGACCGGUGAGCUAACAGCUGUAGUUGGCGAUUUCGGGUUGGCUGCUAAAAUACCCAGGUCGGGUGGCUACCGUCUGCACACCGUCGGCUCCCCGUACUGGAUGUCGCCCGAAUGUCUGAAGGGCGAGUGGUACGACAACAGCUCAGACAUCUUCAGCUACGGCAUCAUCCUGUGCGAGCUGAUCGCGCGAUGCGAGGCUGACCCUGAUGUCUUACCGAGAACUGAGAACUUUGGCCUCGACUACCUCGCUUUUGUCGAACUGUGUUCGGAUCCGCCCGCUGAUUUCCUCAAGCUUGCCUUUUCUUGCUGCAAUUACGAACCAAAGAGCCGUCCCUCGUUCGCCGACAUCGUUCGACUGCUGGAGCGGUCACUGGAGCAACCAGUGGUGGCCACCCCCAGCCCUGUCACACUCGGCCACUGCAAGUCGCCGGGCAUAGGUGCACGUACACUGGUGGGUAGCCCCAGUCCUGUCACACUCGGCCACUGCAAAUCGCCUGGCAUAGGUGCACGCAGCGAGGAGGUGCUACCCACCACAGAGUCGCAGCAACCGCCAUCUACCAGUCGAAAAUUAAUCCACCGUCGCUCGCUGUCAGAAGACGUGGGCCUGCUUGUCUUCCCGCCACACACGGCGCCCAGCGACAAGGCUCGCUGCCACUUCCUCAGCGUCGCAUCGCCGCUGAAGCAUGUCGGCGAGGAGAUGGCCCGCGGCGAUCCUCACUACAAGCCAUCCUCGUCGAAGGCCAACCCGUUCACGGCACUCGGCCAGUGCAAGGGUGUCAAGAUCCUCGCCUCGACCAACUCAACCGACCUGUUCUCGUCCUGCUUCGAGUUGCCCUCACCGUCGCCGUUCCGGUCGGCCGAGGAGAAGUCGCUCAACCCGUUCGAGUCGUCGUUUGAAGGCAAAACUAAACUGGACCUACCUUGCAGCCAUAGUCAUCAACAUAGAACGGGGGAUAACUCCCUCAAAAAUGCAGACACAAGGGUGGUUCCUUGUAGGAAAUGUUGUUCUGAAGGUACUGAACUCCCUAAAACAGCAGACCAUGUCCACAUCUGUACUCACCACCAACCGAAAUGUUGUCCUGAAAGUUCAGAUCUUCUUAAAACAACAGAUCAUAUCCACUCAUGCAAUCGCCACCAACAGAAAUGUUGUCCUGAUGGUUCAGAGCCCCUUAAAACCAACCCCAAUCUGCCCUGUAGUAGUCACCAACAGAAGUCUAGUGAUGAUAGUGCAGAAACUCAACCAAAACCAGACCCCAGUGUAAUUGUGGAGCCAGUCGUGAAACCUUCGCACAUUCUCAAAUACAACAAUCAAAAUAGGUGUAAACAAAGACAAUGUGAAACUAGUGAUAGUAAUGUUAGUUGUAAGGAUAGUUGUGAGGAGCGGGAUGGGGCAUCUAGUACAAUGACUAGGAAUAGCUUUACACAAGUGAGAGAGUUGAGGAAGACUGGUGGAGUUAGAGGGAGAGGGUCAACAGCUUCAGAAUCAACAAGAGGGUUGCCAACUUCAGAAUCAACAAGUGAAGGGUUGACAAGUUCGAGCUCAACAACAAGGGACCAGAGAAAGACUGGAGAUGUGUUGAGUAGGGUGGGGCCGAUCGAUUCUAGAAUGUUCUACACGUUUAGAAAGGAGUCGUCAAAGUCACCGGAAACUAUAAGUGAUGACGGGAGAAGAAUGGCAGAGUCAAGAACAGUUACAACAGCAUCAAAAAUAUCCCCUAUGGAAUCCAUAAAUGAUGAUGGAAGAAGGGGGAUGGUAACAUCAACAGAAUCAAAAAUAUCUUCAAUGGAAACAUGUCCAACAGAAUCAAAAAUCCCGAAUGAAUCAAGGGCUUCAAGGAAGAGUGAUGGAGUGGAUGCUGCAAAAGUGAGAGUGUCAUCGUCGAAUGAGGAUGCAAGGUUUGAGAGGACACAUAGUGAACCUUUGGAAUCAUCUAGUGGCUCACCUUCAACAGUUGUUUCAAAACAAUCAGCAGAUGGAGAUGUGGAAGAUGACAAGGAUGUGAGACUGAGUGCAGGUGGCAGUGCUGUGGCUGGUGGCUCAUUUCGUGUGGAGCCGCCAAGGUACUACACCGGCCUCAAGACAAAACCCAUGUCGCUUCCAUCCUCACCAACGUUUUCCAGAAGGAGAAGCACAAUGACAGUCCUGGCCACCGAUCUCUUCACAAGGUUCACCAAGUCACAUCUGUCCAAGUCAUCUGGCGGCUAUGAUGAGUCACUUAGGUUCCUGGGAGCCACAUCAUCACCUCUGCACUACACCGUCCACACAGACCCGCAGAAACGGAUUCCGUCCCUGUUUGCUCACCCGCUGUUCAACAAACCCCAUGGACACCAUCUCCACCACCACCCGGCCGCUUUGAUGAUGGUAGAUGAUGGCAAAUGUGCGCAGUCGGCGUUUCUGCCGCCUCUGCGCACGUGUUCGUCGAGCUCGAAUAUUGGCGCAACUCACCUGGAUGAUCUGCCGACCUCUCCACCAGGCGGCCUCGUGCUUCCGGGCGCUUUCUUCCACCCGGGCCCCGUGGUGCCGGCCGGACAGGGCUUGAGGCGGCGCGGCUCCUGCGAAUCGGGCUUCUUCAGCAAUCUGGGCGAGGAUUUUUGUCUUCCAGGUGUAGAAACAGUGACGGCCUCCUCAGUAACACUCUCCUCGUCGUCGGCCACCUCCUCUCUGUUCCUCGACUCGGGCGCCACUGUCUCCUGCAGCCUGGAGGACAUAGCCACGCCCCUGCGCGGCUGUGGUGGAGGGGGAAUGCUGCACUGUGGUGGCGGUGCGGUGGGAGGGGGAAUGCUGCACUGCGGUGGGGGCGGCGGUGCGGUGGGAGGGGGAGGCAAGCGAUCGUCGUCUGUCUACACGGACAGCAGUGAGGAUGUCAGCAGUCUUGGCGGAAGUGACUUGGCGGCCGCUUGGGAUGAUCGUGCCGCUUCCUUGCAGGCAGCUCCACAGCAAAUCAGCAAAAUCGUCGAGUACUUUGAGCGCAAACAGUCGAAUGUUGCCCUGUCAUCGAGCCGGUGGGACCAUGUGGACCCCAUCUCCUCCUCUUCGUCACACGUGUUCAGCGCCUAUCCACAGCGCCAGUACCACCAACUCAACCAUCGCGAGUACUACCAACUGCGCCGCUGCUAUCUGCAACAGGAGGCCACCAGGAGCAGCAACCUGCUACCAGGCGCCGAUAGGAGCAGCAGCCUGGUACCGACACCAGCAGGUCUCGCAAAUGCCGGCUUUGUGACGUCACACGCGCCGGCGCACAAACGCGGCAUCAAUCAGCGGCUGAUGAUCUGCGAGGGGGCCGUCAGAUCCAAGCUGCCGAUCUUUGAUAAGAAAAUGACUGAUUGAUGGAUGUGGAGUGCAGAUAGAGGCAAGGAUUGAGGGGUGAGAUCAUUGAUUAGUCAAAUUAUUGAUGUUUCCAUAUUUCUCUUCUAAAAGAACUUUAAAAUUAAGAAACCACAUUUCAUAGUAUGUACUAACAGCAAUUUGAUUGGGAAAUGGCUGAUAGAUUGAUAUCCAAUACAAAUAGAAGGAAUGAUAAAGGCUCAACUCACACUUACGCGACUCAGGUCGAGAUGAGACUCGACUCUAAUCGAGAGCAUGUGUUUUCAAAUGGUGACACUCAGACCAGUCGAUUCUAGUCUUCGCGACGUCAACAUUUGAAAAUACAUGCUCUCGACUAGAGUCGAGUCUCUUCUCGACCUGAGUCGCGUAAGUGUGAGUUGAGCCUAAGAGACCAUUUUUCAUAGGAGCAAUUUGAUUAGGAAAUGGCUGAUAGAGUGAUGUCCAAUACAACUAGAAGGAAUGAUUAAGAGGUGAAGUGAUUUUUCUCCAUUCGUAUUGAUUUUUACAUUUGUCUACCGUAAGUUUAAAAAUCAAAGAUUGUCAAACAAUUUUCAUCUAUUCUUAUAGUGCCCCUGUUUUGUGACCAAAAAAUGGUGGAUUGAUGGCUGUUGAAUGAAGCUAUGAGAAAAUAAUUGUUGAGUGUGAUAAUCGAUGAUUCAAAUUCUAAUUUCUAUAUUUUAUGUCUACAAAAAGGAAAAAACUCGAAGAUUGUCAAACCAUUUUGAAUAUAAUCUACUAAUAGUGAUUUGGUUAGAAUAUUGCUGAAUUAUAAAUGUUGAAGGCAGCUAGAAGGAAUGGUUGUCAGGGUGAGAUGAGUGAUUGGUUGAGUUCAAGUUAUGUUGUGGUAUUCUUAUAAAAUAGAAAUUUAAUCAAUGGGUCACAUAGAAAGGAAUAUCUUCUAAAUUGUUAGCUAGUCAUUCAGUAUUGGAAUUAAUUGUAUGGUAUAUAAAUGGAAGAACUUGAAGAUUGUAGGAAUCACUCGUAGUAAAAAGUAAAUUCGUAUGGCUUUUGUUGGUGGGGAGUCCCUUGCGGGAAGGUCCCACCGCCCGAAUAUAUAAUUGAAGCCGUCAAUGGGCCUCAUUCGUAGUGUCCCAGUUUGAUGAAAAAACGGAAAAUCCAUGUCAAAUUCGGAUGAAUUGCAAGUAAUGUUACCUUGCUUGAUGAGAGACGUGGUAUUUGAUGCAUUUACACAAAAUGAAAUGAACAUUGUCGAACCAUUUUCAGUAAUUCCUAAUGAGUUGGAAAACGAAUAGAAUGAACUGCUUCACUAAUAUCUAAAGAUAAUAUAAUAAAUGAAUAACAAAUACAAUAAUAAUUGAAUUUGUGGUUUCAAUUAAUUGUUUAUGUUUGACAAUUUCAAGCUCUUUUAUAUCUAUGAUUGAUUCAUUAAAUUGGUGUCAAUUUGAACCAAUUCAAUCUCUUGUUUUGUAGACAGCUAUAUGUUGUGGUUUUGUGAGACUUACGUUUUGUUGAUAAAAUAGAAGUUUGAUUAAUUGAAUCUUUUCUAAUUAAUGAUUUUAAUAAGAUUGAUGCAGCAGCUACACAAUCAAGAUCUUUACAUUAUGAUUACAUACUUGAGUCAAGUAAGUCUUGGGAAGCUAUGAACAGAACUUGAGGAUUGCAAUACCCGAGUUAGACUUGAGAAAGCCGUAUAUACUUUGGGUCGAGUAGUUUCCGUCAGAUAAGUUCUCUAACAAACUAUUUACAAUAAACGGGUAUCUAUUCUAUUUAUUUUCACUAUUUUAUUUGUUAUUUCCCUAUUUAUUUACUAAAAAUAAGAGUUUUUAAUGAACAAAUAUAGAGAAUCUAUGCGGGUUACAAUCCUAAUUUUGAAGCAUUUAAGCUUCAACCCCUACAUUUUUGAAGCUUGGAGGUUGUAAACCGUCUUCUAUAAACUGAAUUGAAUCCUAUUAAGAUCUUGUUUUCCCGAAUCAAUUGAUUCAUGAUGAUAUUAUUAGUUCGUUUACUCAGUUCCUAUUAUUUUCUUCGGUCAAAAAUGUUUUGAAAGGUUUCCUUAACAAUGGAACUUUUUUAAAAGUUCAGUCUCUAUCAUUUUGUUAUUUUGCUUUUGUCUCAAACUAUUCGUUUGAUUAAAAUGCUUUAUAAUAAUAUUAACUUGGAAUGUGAUCAAAUUUAGCAUAUUAAUGAGAGAUAUGUUCCGUUUGAAAAAACAUGGAAAGUAAUAACGAUUUUAUUUCUAAUCUAUUGUCAAUCAAUUACAGAAAAAGUGAUCAAAUCCGGUGUAUAUUGAUCGGGAAAAACUCUGUUCAAAAAUGUAUUUAUCCGAGCAACAACUAAGAACACUGAAAUUAAUAUGGGGCUUUAGUGGUUGUAAUUAUCAAUUUCAAAAACGAAUGCUAAUAAAUUGAGAUUUAGAAAUAGAUGAAGUUUGAAUAUUCAGGGAGAUGAUAAGUAAUAGCAUUGUAAUUUUGAUAGAUGAAUCGUGAAUGUUGUGUUUUAAUGUAAGAUGAUGCUCAAGAUAUUGAUGUGAAAUUGCCGAUUUUGCUCGGAUUACGAGAACGUGGUAAAGUCCAAUAGAUAAUUAUUAUUAAAAUUGAAGUUAGAUAUGUAUGAAUGAGAAAUAAGAAUAGUUUUUUUGGAAGAGGGAUUGAAUUAAUAAUUAUUUUAAUCCCUUACUCACGAGUUGUAUACUAGUUAAUCAAAAUUAGAAGAUGCCUCAAGGAACUUUUAAUAUUUUUGUCUUUAAUAAUUAUAGUAUUUAUGAGAAAAACGUUCGUAUUUUUCGAAAAAUAAUUCAACAUUUAUUCUAUUAGAAAACUUAACUUCAAUGUUCAUGCUCCUUUGUUGACUGUUAAUAAGCUCAAUAAAUAUUUGCAAUCGUUAGCAAUAUCCUAAAAAUAUUUCAGGGAAAUUAUUGUGUCUAUGAUUACUGAAAGCAAUGAAUUGUAUUCGAUUUAGGGUAAAACAAACUUCUACCACCUGCCAGAAUUUAUUUUUAAAACUGAUUUAUUGGCACUCACCUAGUGGUGCGGAGCCCACCUAAAUGCACCGUCAUAAAAGAGCACCCAUUAGGGCCUCUUACCAAAGAAUAUUGUAAAUUUUUCCAAUUUUUAGAGUCCUUCAAAAUAAAAGAUUAAAUUAGUUUGGUUGUAAUGUUUAAUAAUACAUGUCCCUCUUUUUGAAUAACUCUUCUGGUCUAGUAUUAACAUUGUUUUAUAAUUAUGUAAUAUGAAAUCUCUAUUUCCUAGCUCUUCCUUCAUGGUAUAUAAUAUUUCAAGUUACCUAAUUGUUUCUAAGAAACUGAAGUAUACCAAUUGAUGUAUAAAUUUAUAAAACUUCAACAUUUUCAAAUCCAUGUGGUAUUCAAAUCAAUCCUUGAUUCAUUAUUUUUUCAUAAUUUUCAUUUUUCUCUCAUCCUUACUAGUAAACAUUCAUAAUAACACCCUUCCCUCAAAAAUUAUGAAUCCCUUGAACUCAUUCAUAAAAUCUCUGCUGUUGCAUCUGAACAAUCUAGAUUUGAAUUCAACCAAAUGCAAGAUUGAAAAUCUCCGAAAUAUUACUAUUGUAUUUACUUGAAAAUCGUGAAUUUUAGUCAUCGUGUGUAAAAGAAAAGCUUGAAAGAACAAAAAUGAAGCGAAUAAGGUUACUGUAUGUUUAGAUUAGAAAGACUGAUUGAUUAAAACAAAACUAAUAUUUUGAUAGAAAAAAGGAUAUCACAGUAUUGUUUGAAUAUUUUAAAACAAAAAUUCAAUGUGCAAUUGAUGUUAAUUUUAAUCUAAUACUAGAUGAACAAAGAUCAAAUAUACUCUAUAAUAUUACAAUUUUAUUAUGUCAAGUCAGGAAUGUAAACUUGAUAUUCGUAAUAAGAUAAUACUCAUGAGAGAUGUGUAAAGUAUUCUUAGUAUAAAUUUUUAAGUUAGCCGAUUAGCUCUUGCAAUAAAUCAUAUUGUUGGGUGAGACAUGUAAGGUAUGUGUAUAAAUGUAAAGAAUCACUUUUUCAUUACCAAAAAUCAAUAAAAUCAAUUUAUAUCCUAAGUAAUAAUUGUCUGUAAAUAUUGUUGAUGAUUAUUAUUCUGUAUAGGUAUUAUCAUACUUUUUAUUCAAAUAGAGUGUGAGAAUGUGUGUGUGUGUGUAUGUGUUUGGGAUCUAAUACUUGAGUGUAAACGGUUGUAAGUAAUCUAAUGUACGUAAGUUUUCAUAUCAUAAUUGUUUUAUGAUUAUGAUUUUCGUAUUCUGAUGUUCCUAUAUUUCGUCAAGUUUUGAUGGUAUCUUUUAUCCUUGAAUGAUUUUAAAGUGGGUUUGUUAGUGAGGUUUCAAAUAUGUUUUAUAAAACUAUGAUUUUAUUACAACGAAUACUCACAAAUAGUUGCUAGUUUUUCUCUAUGCAGCUCAAAACGAUAAUACAAGCAGUGUCUUAUUUGAUUUACUCUGAUAUUGAAGUGUAUUUUUGUGUUUCGCCUCUCAAAAGAUUAACUAAAAUUAUCGUAAGAGUAUAUAUGUUUGAACAGGAAGUAUAGGUUUACUAAAGUUUCAAAGCAUCCGUUUAUUCUAUAACUAAAAUUAUCGUAAGAGUAUACAUGUUUGAACAGGAAGUAUAGGUUUACUAAAGUUUUAAGGCAUCCGUUUAUUCUAAAGAACUCUUGAAUGGUGAGGACUUUUAUUAGAUUAUCGUGUAUUUGGCAGAAUUAAAACUACACGAUGACAUCCUCUAAAACAAUUAAGCAGUUGUUACUGUACAACAAAAAUACAAAUUCCAACGUAUUAAAUUACAGUAAAUGUUCCUGCUCCUUGAAUAAAUUUAAAGGUUUAUAGGAUGAUAUUCAUGUUGACUAAAGAAUAUUUUUUUCUAAUACAUUUCGUGUUGAAAUGCUUUAGCUUUGAAACCUCACUAUCAAUUCUUGUAUAAUUUGUUUUCCUCCUAUCCUAUCCUAUCUUAUCACGAAUAUAUUAUUUUUUCACCUUGGACGUAAUACCUCACAUUACAAAGAUUCCUAGGGAUCAUCUAUAUUAAUUAUUAUUGAUAUUCUCAAAUAUCUGAUAUUCAGAUAAAAUAAACUAUCAUUCACACACUACACCAAUUAUAUUAAAAAUAAAUAGUAUUUUCUGCGGGUUAUUGUAAGUGUAUCAGGUUUUGUCUUCCAUUCUUAAAUUGAGAUUUUAAUUACGUGCAUUUUAUUCAAUUUUUUGUUUUCUUGAAAGAAAAGUCAGGAAAUAGGACGGUAUUUAAUAAUUUUUCAGGAAAAUUGUACACAAUGACAAUGAAUGAAAAAUAGCCGAUUGGACGUAAUUCUCCAGAAAUUUUUCAAUGUAAUUCCUGGUCGAAAAUGUGUAUUUAUGUAAGUUACUGUACAUUAAGUUGAUAGAAAAAGAAUAUAAUUUCUGAAACCCUUUUAUGUUCAUAGUAAUAUAUGUUUUUUUAAAUUAACUUGGAGGUAAAUAUUAUCCUAAAUCAAAAUAUAAUUCAACCUCUACUAGAAAAGUGAAUAUUUCAUUUUUCCAGGAUGUAUCCAAGGAUGAUAUUUAAUUUCAUUCGAAUUUCUCCAAGCAUUCUACAUUCUUGAAGGUAUUGUAAUUUCUAUUCAUGUUUUCCUAUCAAUGCGUUUGUGAAAAAUGUUUGCAUUUAAUUAUAUAUAUUGAAUUUGUUAUUACUGUUGAUAAUUUAUUAGUAUUACAAUUAUAUAUAUGUUUAUUAUAUUAGAACACAAAUUCGAAGAGAUGAAUUUUCACAAGUCAAGUAUGGUUUCAAAUAAUACAAAGUAUUUCAAUCAAUUAAUUUUGUUUUUUGUUGAGUAUUAUUAUAAAUGUUAUUUUAUAAAAUUA